AGACAGAAGAAGCUGUCGGAUCCCCUGGAAUUGGAGUUAUGGACAGUUGUUAGCUGCCAUGUUUGGGGCGCCUACCCGCCCGCUAGGCCAAGCGUAGGGGGUCCCCUGCCCAAUGGGCCUGGCUAGGGCCCUGCGCCGCCUGAGCGGCGCGCUGGAGUCCGGAGAAGGCCGCGGGGGCGAUGAGGAGGCAGGCGGGCCUGGGCUGUACGGUAACGGGUGGGCGCGCGGGCUGUCAGGGACCCGGCGCCGAGGGCGCUUUGUCAAGAAGGACGGGCACUGCAACGUGCGCUUCGUGAACCUGGGUGGUCAGGGCGCGCGCUACCUGAGCGAUCUGUUCACCACGUGUGUGGACGUGCGCUGGCGCUGGAUGUGCCUGCUCUUCUCCUGCUCCUUCCUUGCUUCCUGGCUGCUGUUCGGCCUGGCUUUCUGGCUCAUCGCCUCGCUGCACGGCGACCUAGCUGCCGCGCCGCCGCCCGCGCCCUGCUUCUCACAGGUGGCCAGCUUCCUGGCCGCCUUCCUCUUUGCGCUGGAGACACAGACGUCCAUCGGCUACGGAGUGCGCAGCGUCACCGAGGAGUGCCCUGCCGCCGUGGCCGCCGUGGUGCUGCAGUGCAUCGCUGGCUGCGUGCUCGACGCGUUCAUCGUGGGCGCUGUGAUGGCCAAGAUGGCCAAGCCCAAGAAGCGCAACGAGACGCUGGUCUUCAGCGAGAACGCUGUGGUGACGCUGCGUGACCACCGUCUCUGCCUCAUGUGGCGCGUGGGCAACCUGCGCCGCAGCCACCUGGUGGAGGCUCAUGUACGGGCCCAGCUGCUGCAGCCCCGUGUGACCCCAGAGGGCGAAUACAUUCCACUGGACCACCAGGAUGUGGAUGUUGGCUUUGACGGAGGCACCGACCGCAUCUUCCUUGUGUCUCCCAUCACCAUCGUGCAUGAGAUUGACUCUGCCAGUCCCCUAUACGAGCUGGGGCGGGCUGAACUGGCUCACGCAGACUUUGAGCUAGUGGUUAUUCUCGAGGGUAUGGUUGAGGCCACAGCCAUGACAACACAGUGCCGAUCGUCUUACCUCCCCAGGGAGCUGCUCUGGGGCCAUCGCUUUGAGCCAGUCCUCUUCCAGCAUGGCUCCCAGUAUGAGGUUGACUAUCGCCACUUCCACCGCACCUAUGAAGUCCCAGGGACACCAGUCUGCAGUGCCAAGGAGCUACAUGAACGGGUAGAGCAGUCCUCUCACAGCCCUAAGUCAAGUUUUCCUGGCUCCCUGGUUGCAUUUUGUUAUGAGAAUGAACUUGCUCUAAGCUGCUGCCAGGAAGAAGAGGAGGAUGAGGACACUAAGGAGGGGACUUCAGCAGAGACCCCAAAUGGGGCUGCCAGCCCCCAAGCUCUUACACCAACCCUGGCGCUGACCCUGCCUCCAUGACACAGCUGAGACCCUCUUCCCCAUGUGAGCCCCUUUCCUAGAGAUGGCAGAGUUGGAGAGCAUCCAGCUUCCGCUGGGAGGGGGUAAAUGACCUGCCGGGACAACCAUUAACCAUGAGGUUGUGCCAUGCCUGGUGGGUCCACCACAGAUACACUGGACCUUCAUGUCUCUGCUCCAUGCUCCUUCCCAAGACCCCUUUAUGAACCCAGUUCCUGAGUCUUGCUAGAGCCAAGGGAUUCAGAGUUCUGGACUACCCAAGAGGCAAGGCCUGGAGACUCGGUACUGGUCAAACAUCAGGUAGACAGCCUUGGUGGGGACAAUGUCAGUCUACACAGAUCAAGAAGUUGAGAGUCAAAGUAUGGUGACUUCUCCACCCAGCUACCCUCAGGAAGUAAAGGGUAGAGGACCAUCAUGAUUGACCAAAGACAGGAUGGUGACUACAUGUUAGGAAAGACCAGGUGGCACCUGAAAGCCCCUGAGAUUUUGCAAAUCUAGGUUGACUGCAGAAGCAAACACUGGAGAUUCUAGAACAGGUUGGCUAGAGAGUUUAACUGCUCCAGAAACUACAGAGCUAUGUUUCUAAAAUGCACAAAGACUACUGACUCUCCAGGGUCUGGCUGAGAGACCAAGUCUGGCUGCUCAGUAAUUCAGAGUAUUGCUUUGUUUUGUUUGAAGUGCCAUUCUAGAACAUCUAAAGGAAUCAGGAUUCUGUGGCUCCACACUGGUCAGAGUCCAGGCAGGAUUCUAAAUAUCUGUGAUUUUCUGGCUUCACUUUUCCCAGCAGGGUUGAGGGCCUCCAUGCCCUGGGUGACUUCCUAUGGUUCAAUAAUGCCAAAAGGAAACAAAGCUCAGGGACCCAGAGCCAUCCCUUCCCCAAACCUGGAAGUCUCAGUCACCUCCAGAUGGACAGCCUGAUAGUUCUAGGAAGCAGAUGCCUUUCUAGAUAGAUCUGGCAGGCCUAGAGCAUCACAAAGCUACCUAUGGGCAAUGGAAGGUGGGGGGGUUCUGAGGCCGAUGAGCCUAGAAUACUCUGGAAUAUUACACCUAGU
Messenger RNA from Nannospalax galili (Upper Galilee mountains blind mole rat), 2463 nucleotides. RefSeq names its product potassium voltage-gated channel subfamily J member 14 (gene Kcnj14). Gene Ontology annotation, cellular component: plasma membrane. Gene Ontology annotation, biological process: potassium ion import across plasma membrane; regulation of monoatomic ion transmembrane transport. The record is from RefSeq and is a predicted model, not a curated record. Lineage: Eukaryota; Metazoa; Chordata; Mammalia; Rodentia; Spalacidae. The transcript is spliced from 3 exons. Gene Ontology annotation, molecular function: inward rectifier potassium channel activity. Bases 113 to 1414 code for a protein of 433 amino acids.